AUUGUUUCUGGCGCUUAGCAACACUUCAGUCAAACUGUAAUUAUAAAGUUACACCCUGCACCUGACUCGCCUCAGGCAAACCAGGAAAUGGGAUGUGGCCGUGCCUCACUGAGACGACACAAACACACUGAGAGACGGACAAUAACAUUCACCUUUAGUUCAAAAUCGAGAGAGGACAUCUACAGGAGGGAAUACUGGAAAUACUGGGAAUACUACAAUACUGGGAAUACUAAAAUACUACAACCUCAACCAGCUGCUGACUCAACAAACUGAACGAGGCUUUUACAAGAACAAAGACUCAAUGUGAAAGUGAGUUUCAGGGAACAGGGAGUGGCUGAGCUGUCUGCCUGCUGUGGUUCCUACUUCACUCAGAGACUAAAUGGCUUCAAGAUUAGAGGAAGAUCUCUGCUGUUCAAUCUGCCAAGACAUCUUUAGACGUCCUGUCUUCCUGUCAUGUACCCACAGCUUCUGUAAAGACUGUUUGCAGAGGUGGUGGACAGAGAAACAAGCACGUGAGUGUCCAGUUUGUAAGAAAAUAUCUCCGAAAUUAAAUCCACCUUUGAACCUGGUCUUAAAGAACCUGUGUGAGAGUUUCUUACUGGAGAGAGAUCGGAGAGCUUCAGAGGCUCGCUGCAGUCCGCACUCUAAGAAACUCAAACUCUUCUGUCUGGACCAUCAGCAGCCAGUGUGUUACGUCUGUAGAGAUUCAGAAGAACACUCCAACCACAGAUUCAGACCCAUCGAUGAAGCUGCACGACAACACAAGAAGAAACUCCAGGAAACUCUGAAACCCUUAAAGGAGAAGUUAAGGGUUUUUGAACGAGUUAAAGUGAAGUGUGAUCAAACAGCAGAACACCUGAAGCUCCAGGCCCGACGCACAGAGACGCAGAUUAAGGAUCAGUUUAAGAAGCUUCACCAGUUUCUAGAAGAGGAAGAGGAGGCCAGGAUGGCUGCUCUGAGAGAGGAAAAGAAGCAGAAGAGUCAGAGGAUGAAGGAGGAGACGAAGGCUCUGAGCAGAGAUAUAGCAGCUCUUUCAGACACAGUCAGAGCCACAGAGGAGCAGCUGAGAGCUGAAGACGCCUCAUUCCUGAUCAACUACAAGGCUGCAGUGGAAAGAGUCCAGCAGUUCCCCCUGCUGGAUGAUCCACAGCUGCUCCCAGGAGUUCUGAUAGACGAGGCCAAACACCUGGGCAACCUGAACUUCAACAUCUGGAACAAGAUGAAGGACAUGGUCUCAUACACUCCUGUGAUUUUGGAUCCAAACACUGCUCAACCAAGAGUCACCCUGUCUGAAGAUCUGACCAGCGUGAGACGAGGAGAGAAACAGCUGCUUCCUGAUAAUCCAGAGAGGAUUCAUUAUUCCUUCUCUGUCCUGGGCUCUGAGGGCUUUGACUCAGGGACUCACAGCUGGGAUGUCGAGGUUGGAGACAUUACAGGCUGGGAAUUGGGUGUGUUAGCAGAGUCUGCCCAGAGGAAGGGAGACAUACGGUCUGGGCUAUGGACAUUAUUGUUCUUUACAGGUAACUACAGAGCUGUCUCCCCUUCAGCUGCAGACACUGAUCUCCAGCUACAGAAGAAGCUUCAGAGGAUCAGAGUGACUCUGGACUGGAACAGACACAAUGUGUCUUUCUCUGAUCCUGAUACGAACACACACAUACACACCUUCACCUUUACACCUAUUUUCAUGCUCACUGAAAAGGUUUUUCCAUAUAUAAGAGCUGAGUAUAAACUUCCACUAAAGAUUUUGCCAGUGAACGUCUCUGUGACUGUGGUUAAACCGUUAAGUUAGGUUAGAGAUGCUACUUCCGAUCUUGCUAGCU
Messenger RNA from Sander lucioperca (pikeperch), 1820 nucleotides. RefSeq names its product nuclear factor 7, ovary-like. Bases 380 to 1789 code for a protein of 469 amino acids. NCBI's taxonomy places the organism in Eukaryota, Metazoa, Chordata, Actinopteri, Perciformes, Percidae. Gene Ontology annotation, molecular function: zinc ion binding; protein binding. The record is from RefSeq and is a predicted model, not a curated record. The transcript has a single exon.